Molecule: messenger RNA, 654 nt
Organism: Arabis nemorensis
Lineage: Eukaryota; Viridiplantae; Streptophyta; Magnoliopsida; Brassicales; Brassicaceae
Source: the annotation of a GenBank genome assembly
AUGGUUUCUCUAAAGAUCCAGAAGCGGCUCGCCGCAUCGGUGAUGAAGUGCGGGAAGGGCAAAGUAUGGCUCGAUCCGAACGAAACCUCCGACAUCUCCAUGGCCAAUUCCCGCCAAAACAUCAGGAAGCUUGUGAAGGAUGGUUUCAUCAUCAGGAAACCAACGAAGAUCCACUCUCGUUCCAGAGCUCGUGUUUUGAAGAUUGCCAAGAUGAAGGGACGUCACUCUGGAUAUGGUAAGCGAAAGGGUACCCGUGAAGCUAGAUUGCCAACAAAGGUACUGUGGAUGCGUAGGAUGCGUGUUCUGAGGCGUCUAUUGAAGAAGUACAGAGAGACAAAGAAGAUUGACAAGCACAUGUACCAUGACAUGUAUAUGCGUGUUAAAGGUAAUGUCUUCAAGAACAAGCGUGUCUUGAUGGAGAGUAUCCACAAGUCCAAGGCCGAGAAAGCCAGAGAGAAGACUUUGGCUGAUCAGUUUGAGGCUAAGAGGGCGAAGAACAAGGCUAGCCGAGAAAGGAAACAUGCUAGGAGAGAAGAGCGUCUAGCUAAGGGUCCGGGGGGAGAUGUUGAGCCUGCACCAGCACCAGCACCAGCUGCUGCUACUACUGCUCAGACUGCAGAGGUACCGAAGAAGACGAAGAAGUCCAAGAAGUGA